AUGGCGCCAGAUGCCGCACUACGCUGGAAUAUUGUCACCGUCUUUUUCCAGAUCGUUGCGGCCUCCGGCCUAUCCUUUUGCCUGGCACGGAGCUCGUUCUGGCACAUAGACAGAAGAGCUGGCCAUUCGGACCUACAAGUUUAUCUACAAGAUCAGUCCUCUCAAGCAUCCGACCACGUCAGAUCUGCCCAAGGGCGGCCCAGUUUUGUUGGUAUCUCAUCAUUUCUCCACGCCAGCUCUCUCAGAACGAACAUUAACCACUAUAUACCCGGAAACUACAUCUUUAUCACAACAUAUGCCCGGUUUACAGCGUUCCUUGCCCUCCUCAGCGCUUUACUCUUCGUCAUCUGCUUCGCCACGCUCUCCGUCGGGUUGACCAUCAGUCCACAAAUGCCUGAAGAGGGAACGAUACAGAGGAUGAGAGACGAAGCCACAUGUAUGGCCCUGAUCUACAUCUGUAUAGGCUUAUAUGCCAUUACAAGAAUCUUUGUUUACAUGUUCUUCGUCGAACGAGUAUACCUCGUUCGAUGUGGAGGAAUCAAUGUCCCACGACUCUCGACGACAACCUACCGCGGCGCCUUGUUCGGGUUCGCCAUCUACCUUGCGAUCAUGAUUAUUCUCGUGGUAGGACGUACAGCCAAACUACAACCACCAGCCGACCAUGAAGAGGGCUCAACGCAAUCAUGCAUCAUAGGCAUACAUCUUUACGGCCUCAUCCCAUUCUUUCUCUUCGACCUCUUAUUCAGCAGCAUACUCACCAUUGCAUUUGUCGUUUCCAUUCUUAAUCAGGAUAAGAAUGACGAGGACCGACGAAAACUCUCCAUCCCAAUGUUUCUCACAAAACGUCGGAAACAAGCAGACGCUCCUGCGCAAGAUUGGGCUCCUCAGCCUACAGAACAGCCCGGUUCCAUCUCAGGAAUCCCACCAGAGCGUUCGGGCCAAUCAAACCCUGCACCCACCGUCGCAGAAACCGAAGACUUUGUGUCAUGGCAAGACAUCGUUUUCGAAUCUUCACAUUCUUCUCUACGCAAACUUGCAAUUCGUUCCUUGAUCGCAAGUCUCAUCGGCCUCAUAGCGUCGUGCGUCAAUGUCGCUGUAUGGAUCGCAUAUCGUGGACGUCGAGAGUCCAUGACCUGUAUGCGAUGGUGCUUCGUCGACGUCACCAUUAAUGCCUUUGUCGUCGCAGCUCUCGUGCAAGGAAGAGGGGACGAGACAUGGUGGCAGAACGAGCUGCGUCAACAGCAGACAUCGGUUCGCUUUGCGCCGUCGAAUGAAGAUUCAAGUCCUCUUGGAGAAGGGACUGAACGUGGACGUGCGGUCGUCUCACCAAAGUGUCUGGCAAGCUCGACUCUCCCAUCCACGAGCCCUCGGCCCCAGGUCGUUUGUCUCCCAUUGGCGCCAAAUCCACAAACCUUUGAAUUCACCCCGGAGCACGACAUUGAUAACCCCGGAGACAACAAGGGGCUUGUUCAAGAGCCUAAUCGGCACCAGUCAACCGCACCUUGCCAGAUGAGGCGAUCUUUGCAGUUUCCGAGCGCAGCGCGAAGCGUCGACUCGAGAAGAUGGAGUAGUACCGAAUGA
This is a messenger RNA of Serendipita indica DSM 11827, 1581 nucleotides long. NCBI's taxonomy places the organism in Eukaryota, Fungi, Basidiomycota, Agaricomycetes, Sebacinales, Serendipitaceae. The record is from the annotation of a GenBank genome assembly.